This is a messenger RNA of Kazachstania africana CBS 2517, 1839 nucleotides long. It is a transcript of the gene MRS6, whose product is annotated as GTPase-activating protein MRS6. The transcript has a single exon. The record is from RefSeq and is a predicted model, not a curated record. Gene Ontology annotation, cellular component: cytoplasm; cytosol; Rab-protein geranylgeranyltransferase complex. Gene Ontology annotation, biological process: vesicle-mediated transport; protein geranylgeranylation; small GTPase-mediated signal transduction. The coding region runs from base 1 to 1839 and encodes 612 amino acids. Gene Ontology annotation, molecular function: GDP-dissociation inhibitor activity. NCBI's taxonomy places the organism in Eukaryota, Fungi, Ascomycota, Saccharomycetes, Saccharomycetales, Saccharomycetaceae.
AUGUACAAUACUGAAAGACGACCAUCUAUGGCAGAACGCAGGCCAUCUAUUAUUGCUUCAUCUGCCCAGUAUUCAUCUAGCUCUCUAGUGGUGCCUCACUUGGCUGGUAUCGAAGAUCCUUUACCUGAUACUACUCCAGAUAAGGUUGACGUACUCAUUGCAGGCACAGGUAUGGUAGAAAGUGUUCUUGCCGCAGCAUUGGCUUGGCAAGGUUCUAGUGUCCUACAUAUUGAUCAAAAUGAUUACUAUGGUGAUACUUCUGCUACCCUCACUGUGGAUCAACUUAAGAGAUGGGUCUCUCAAAUAAAUGAAACUAUGUUACCCUGUUAUUCAAAUGCCAAAUUAUAUGUGUCAAACGCAAUUGGGAAUGAUAAUCGCAAAUAUAUUUCUAGAGAUUUUGGUAUAGACUUGUCUCCAAAGUUUUUGUUUGCCAAAUCUGAUUUGUUAUCUAUCUUAGUGAAGUCGAGAGUUCAUCAAUAUUUGGAAUUUCAAUCAUUAUCUACUUUCCACACUUAUGAGAAUGAUUCUUUUGAAAAAUUGACUAAUACAAAACAAGAAAUAUUUACAAAUCAAAAUUUACCAUUAAUGACAAAACGAAAUCUAAUGAGAUUCAUUAAAUUUGUGCUUGACUGGGAAAAACAUCCACAAAUUUGGGAACCUUAUGCAACUAAAUCAAUAACGGAAUUUCUAAUUGAGAAGUUUAAUUUAGAACCUGCACAAGUAAACGAAUUGAUCUUUUCCAUUGGUCUUUGUUAUACGGCAGAUACUAAAGUUCCCCAUGCUUUACAAAGAAUUCGUCGCUAUUUAAUUAGUUUUGAUGUGUAUGGACCUUUUCCAGUAUUAUAUUCAAAGUUUGGUGGACCAGGUGAAUUGUCGCAAGGUUUUUGUAGAUCUGCUGCAGUUGCUGGAGCAACAUAUAAAUUGAACGAAAAAUUACAAUCUUUCGACCCAACGACAAAAGUUGCUACUUUUACAGAUGGCUCAAAGGUUAUGGUAAGUGAGAAAGUUAUCAUGUCUCCAACGCAAGCACCAAGAUCUCAUAAACAUGUCCCUAAACAAAAUUUUGAAAUUCAUAGACUUACAUGUGUGGUAGAAAAAUCAUGUUCUGAAUGGUUCACAAAUAAUGAAUCUGGUGCAGUUAUUGUAUUUCCGCCGGGAUCAUUAAAAUCUGGUAAUAAAAGAGUUGUUCAAGCUUUAAUUCUUGGUUCUGGAUCUGAGUGCUGUCCUAGUGGUACCUGCAUUUGGUAUUUAUCAACGACUGAGCAAGGAGACCGCGCUGAAAUGGAUCUUGAUGCAGCAUUGGAAGCCAUGGAAAUAAGUAUUAUAAGAGAGUCAUCUACUGAUAUUGUAAAUGAUGAAGAUAUCGUACAAAUAACUGACAACGGACAAACGGUAGUCAAUUCUGUGAAAUUAGGACAAUCAUUCAGAGAAUAUUAUCCAAGAGAGCCAGUUCAGCAUUUGUUAAAAUUAUAUUACACGCAGCAUACUUCUACACCACCGUUUGAUAUUGUUGCGCCAUCAUUAUUUGAAAAUGAAACAACAAUUCGUGCUAACAAGUUAAACAAGUUUACAGCUGAAGCAGGGGAUAACGGUGUAAUGUACACUGCUAUGCCAUCUACUGAAAUAUCUUACGAUGAAGUAGUCACAGCAGCCAAGUUACUUUAUGAAAAGAUUGUUGGUAGUGAUGACGAUUUCUUCGAUGUUGAUUUCGAAGAUGAAGAAGAAAUGAUGAGCAAUCCACCACCUGCAAAAUAUGAGAAUGCAAUUAUAGAUGACGAAGAUGCAGACCAUGAUAUGGAUGCCGAUUCAAGUGAAUUUGUAGGUGAAAUGGAGAUAUGA